Epinephelus fuscoguttatus (brown-marbled grouper) is the source of this 4085-nucleotide messenger RNA. It is a transcript of the gene necap1, whose product is annotated as NECAP endocytosis associated 1. Gene Ontology annotation, cellular component: membrane; clathrin vesicle coat. Gene Ontology annotation, biological process: endocytosis. The record is from RefSeq and is a predicted model, not a curated record. The transcript has 8 exons. NCBI's taxonomy places the organism in Eukaryota, Metazoa, Chordata, Actinopteri, Perciformes, Serranidae. The coding region runs from base 23 to 811 and encodes 262 amino acids.
CAUCAAUAACAGUUGAAUCAAGAUGGCGGCCGAGGGCGAGUACGAGUCGAUCCUGUGCGUGAAACCCGAUGUCAACGUUUAUCGCAUCCCGCCGCGAGCUUCAAACCGCGCAUACAGGGCAGCUGACUGGAAGCUGGAUACUCCAGACUGGUCUGGUCGAAUGAGGAUCACAGCCAAGGGCCAAGUGGCGUACGUCAAGCUGGAGGACAAGGUCUCAGGGGAGCUGUUUGCCCAGGCACCAAUUAAGGAAUAUCCUGGUGUUGCAGUAGAAACAGUCAGCGACUCUAGCCGAUACUUUGUUUUGCGGAUACAGGAUGACAACGGUCGCAGUGCUUUCAUAGGAGUUGGCUUCGGCGACCGAGGGGAUGCAUUCGAUUUCAACGUGGCUUUGCAGGAUCAUUUCAAAUGGGUGAAACAGGAGAAUGAAAUUAGUAAAAGCGCCCAGCUCGGUGAUUCAGGACCAAAACUGGACUUGGGCUUUAAAGAGGGACAGACCAUCACACUCAACAUAGGGCAAGGUAAAAAGAGGGACAAACCCCGCCCACAAGGCUCAGGUGGAUUUGGACUCCUCCCACCACCCCCUGGAGGCAAGAUAGCCCCUCCUCCUUCGUUAGGCUCAUCCAAUCACAACAUAGUUCCCCAGACAGGGGACAUGGCAACAGGCUGCCUGUUGGAGCUGGACAGUAGUAACUCGAACACAGUGGUUCAGUCGAAUGCUAGUUCAGAUCUUUGGGGAGACUUCUCCGCUCCUGCAAGCUCGGUUCCACCACCAUCACGGCCACAGAACGCUGGAAACUGGAUCCAGUUUUGAGCCGUCAGCCAUCCCAUCGGCUGUGAUUUCCAUCUCACCACCCGCAUCCGUGUCUGUAGCUUCCUGUGCAUCACACUGAGAGUAACUCCCCACACACUGAUCCCAAAGCAGAGACGUGAACCUCCACUGAGCUGUAGAAACAACUCAUUUCAUUCAGAAAGAAUCAGAGUUCUUUCAACUAUUCUUGACAGGAAAUGAAUCUGUUUAAGCCAUUACAUGAUAUGAGCCAUUUCCAAAAAUAUUUAAGGGCUAUGUGUGACGUCCUGAGUAGCAGGUGUUCCUCUUUUAUGUGUCUGCGUCACCUCCCCAGCAGAUGGCUCUCUGAGCAGAGCUUUAUCUUUGAUCUGGAAUGUUUUGUCUCACUGCAGCGGCUCCCCCUGCAGGCGCUGCAGAGUGCUACAGCUCAAUGAAAGGCACCUGAGCUUUCUGUAACCUGCUGUGAAUAAUGUGCAAAGAGCUGCUCAGCUAAUGUGAAGACUUUGUUAACUGUCAGACAGUUUCUUUUUUGUUCUACAGAUUGGCAUUUAGAUCUUAUUUUGUGUAUCAGCCUUAUUAUUUCUACUGAAAUUGAGAUUUCAUCAUUUGCCCUGAAAUAAUUUUGCAGUUACAGCGGCAGUCUUUCUAACUUAUUUAAAUAUAAAUCCUGAGAAAAAGCAGUUUGAGACUUAUAACAGUUUUUCUCGAAGUAAAGUAGGAGUUAUAGACAGAGUGGGGUUUUAAAUGUGUCGUUCCCAUCCUCACACUGUGAACUGUGGAGCAGUGCGACCUCGUCCACGUCUCAAAAUUACUGUAUUUAAACAUCUACUCUAGAUGUAAAGUGUGGUUUGAUUACAUAAUGAUAAUGCAAGUGGAUUUAAAGAUGCAAAAUGUUCAGGUUAGCUUUGAUUCUUUGUAAGAUACGAAAAUGAAAUUGUCAGGAUAUCAAAUGAAUGCAGAUGCUUAAAUCACCUUUAUCAUGCCUUCUGCUGGUAUUUAUCACCACAGGAACCAGGAACUAUCCAUUGUACAGCAUUAAGUGUGUUUAUAGAAUUACUGGGCUUACUUAAAGUUGAAUUACACACUGUAGGUAUGAAAGAUAUGUUCAUAGAAAUAUAGGGGGUACACUAACAUUGCUAUAUUGUAUCUCUAAAUUUAUGUUUACAAUGUAAAAUCAUAUGUAUUCACUACAAGGUGGCUUACUUUAUUUUAACCCUGAAAUUAGUAGCCAAAUCUAGACAUGUAGGCUAUCAAUAAUUUACAUUUUACAUAUCUUUUUAGGGAAAAAAGCUAAGAAUGAAACAUAUUUUGUAGAAUUAGGCGAUGAGUGACCGUCUGCUGGCAGUAAAUUCAAGCUACUUAAAUAUUUAGAGACCUUCUUCACCCCAAUCACCUCAUCCCAGUUAAUCGCCCAUUUCCAAAAUCCAGUUAAAUUUAAUAAAUGAGGAGAAGCAGAGGAGCAGGACUGUAGGGCUAGUUAUCAUUAAGUCCUUGGAAACUAGGUACUUUCCUUAAGGCCCAUAUCAGAGGAAAGAAUGAAUGUUGGCAUGGUUGGCAAGUGAAAUAUCAGUUUUACUUUUUGCAUUAAAUAUGUUUAAACUAUGACUGUCCACCGGAUUUACAUUUAGAUGCACUUCCCACACCUCAGCUAGCUCCCCUUCUGUAACAACCACUCUUAUGUUAGAGAGAUAACCAACUGAGGGGAGUUUUGAGACAGUCUUAGUCACAGUGGAAAGAGUGUGAUUGCUUCAGAAGUGUACGUGCAGUCACUUUACCUGCUUCUCCAUGUUUGUGAAAUGAGGCUUUUUAAUAGACACAGUGUUUAGAAAGCUGCAGUUUAACUGCAAAAACUAAUUACUGAAUGUUUUAUGGAUGUGAGAGCAGAUCUUGAUAAACCCGGUAAGUCCAAAGUUUGGCCUGAGGGCCAGCUGUGGCCUGCGGACCAGUUUUAAAGGCCUGCUGCGUGUCUUUUAAAAUAUACUUUAUGUUGCCCGCCACACAAUGUUGGUUAGUCAAGCAAGAUUAGUGUAUUUUUUUCCAUUCAAGUCACCAUGGCAGGACUUUCAAACAGUGUGUAGACAUGCAUAAAGUACAAAGCACGCAGGUGGAACUAAUGUGUUUCAUAAACAGAAGGUAAAUAAGCCAACGAAUGACAGCCUAUAACAGCAGACAUUUCCUGCCAGGUAGCAGACAUGGCCACAGCAAAGAAGCAUAAAGUCAACAGUGAGAGCUGUGGAAAGUGGGAUACUUUUUCACUGAAAGAUGAAACAGUUGUCACAUUUGUAUGACAUUUCUUUUACAGAACUCAUAUGAUGUGAGAAGCAGCUGGCCCUCAGGUAUUUUCACAUUAUUUAAUCUUGCCCCAAUUCCGAAACGUUUGAACACCCCUAUGAUAAACAGAGCAGGAAGUACAGGUAAAUACAGUUCCGGAUAUGGAAGUUGUUCUGCAAGAGUCUGAAACAGUGCUGAGGUUUGACAGCAGACUGAGACAAUCUGAGGAAAAAAAUUGGAACUUAAAGGAAUAAUUUGACAAAUUAGGAAGUAUGUUAUUUGCAUUCUGAUUGCAUGAGAUUCUGAUUAGAUGAGAUGAUUGAUCUCACUCCAGCAGCCAGGUAGCAUAGCUAAGCAUUAAGACUGGAAACCGGGAAACUGCUAGCUUGGCUCUGCCAAAGAGAACAAAAGAUUCUCACUAAUUAAAACAUAACUCGUUUGUUUAUGUUUUCAAAAAUAUGGAAGUAUUUCUUCAAUUAAUUUUAAUACUGGGUGACAUUACUUAAAGGAUUAAACCUGAUGCAGUUAUUUCCAUGUGGCUUUUUUUUUUUGAGACUGUGAAGUGAAAUUUAAAAAAUGUCGUGUUACUAAACCCAUGUAUAAUGUUAGAGAUUUAAACAGUUUCAGGACAGACGGUGGGAAAAACAAAAUGAUUGUCUUACUUCAUCUGAUGAAUGUCUUAACGGCAGCGAAUGAUAUGUUAAUGUUUGCGCUGAAAAGGCUUUUGGCUGAUUGUUUACGGGACUUUGACACAUGAAUUGUCAAACAUUCUUCGACUGUGAAUUCAUUUUGUUUGCAUAGACUUUUAAAGUUUGCUGUAAUCAAAUCACAUGAACUGUGUUUAAUUGGCAUUAAGAUACAGGGCUGAUUGAUAUGAUAUGUUGACGUGUGUUGUGUUUACAUUGCUCUUAUUGCUGGCUGAAAUAUAUUAAGAAAAAUGUCUCCCAUUUCUCACUCAUUCCACCCUGGCUGUAAAAUCACUGGACUAACACUUUUGAUUUAUGAGCAAUUUAAUGAGAAAGAGGCA